AUGAAGACAUUCGUCCACGCAAAAGCUACCCAUACCCACAGCUGCAUCAUCCACGCCAAAGCUACCAAUACCCACAUCUGCAUCAUCCACGCAAAAACUACCAAUACCCACAGCUGCGUGGUCCACGCAAAAGCUACCCAUACCCACAGCUGCAUGGUCCACGCAAAAACUACCAAUACCCACAUCUGCAUCAUCCACGCAAAAACUACCAAUACCCACAGCUGCGUGGUCCACGCAAAAGCUACCAAUACCCACAUCUGCAUCAUCCACGCAAAAACUACCAAUACCCACAGCUGCAUGGUCCACGCAAAAGUCACCAAUGCCCACAGCUGCAUCAUCCACGCAAAAGUCACCAAUACCCACAUCUGCAUCAUUCACGCAAAAGUCACCAAUACCCACAUCUGCAUCAUCCACGCAAAAACUACCAAUACCCACAGCUGCAUCAUCCACGCAAAAGUCACCAAUACCCACAGCUGCAUCAUCCACGCAAAAGUCACCAAUACCCACAUCUGCAUCAUCCACACAAAAGUCACCAAUACCCACAUCUGCAUCAUCCACACAAAAGUCACCAAUACCCACAUCUGCAUCGUCCAGGCAAAAGCUACCCAUACCCACAGCUGCAUGGUCCACCAUAACCACAAUGGGGGCAACAACCCACGCGUCCAUCAACGGACACACAAAACGUGGUCUUUCUGCACAGUGCAGUGCAGCUCAGCCACGGGGAAGGAGGCUCCCCACUAG
This is a messenger RNA of Gorilla gorilla gorilla (western lowland gorilla), 741 nucleotides long. RefSeq lists its product as uncharacterized. Bases 1 to 741 code for a protein of 246 amino acids. The transcript has a single exon. Lineage: Eukaryota; Metazoa; Chordata; Mammalia; Primates; Hominidae. The record is from RefSeq and is a predicted model, not a curated record.